AUGUUAUUUACGCGACCGUCGCAGAAACCGACAUUUUCCCAUCAAAAGAACAUAAUCAUUGAAUCAAUCGACAAAGUCAAAAUCGAAGACUAUGCAAAAGCCAUCGGAGAUAUUAUUGGUGCCAAAGAAGUUCGUUUCAUCUCUAGAAUCUCUAACAACCGAGUUUGUAUUUAUGUGUCAACUAAGGAAUUAGCAGAUAAUCUGAUUGAAAAACAAAAAAAUGUCGUAAUCUCAGGUGUAACUCUAAAGAUCAAACCACUGUUCACGCGCAACAAACGAAUAAUUAUCUCAAACGUACAUCCAUUUAUCCCUCAUCAAGUGAUUGAAAAUGCCUUAAUCAGUGAAUACAAAAUCCAACCUGUUUCUAAAAUAUCGUUCCUGAAAGCAGGCAUUGACAAAACAUCCUACGCACAUUGUUACAGCUUACGUCGGCAAGUGUAUAUAAAACCAGAGGAUAUCGACUUAAUGCCAGGCUCGUUCCAAGUGAACCACGAUGGAGUGACCAACUGGAUCUAUUUAUCCAGUGACUCAAUUAAGUGCUUUAUAUGUAAAGAAGAAGGGCAUCAAACAAAAAAUUGUCCCCAAACUAAUGCUGACACCUUCAAGGCCCCCAAAAACCCUCGCUCCUCAGUAACAUCAAUAGAAUCUUCCCUUCCCCCUCCUCCCAACCAGCACACCUUCGAUAGCAAUAAUACAUUCCGAAUCCUCCCUGCCAAACGUUCGCAUUCCAAUAUAGAAACGUCAGCUUCAGGGUCAUCCAUCCAAACUAAUAUAGUACCGAAUAAAAAUAACAAUGCAGUUAAGCAGAUUAGUGAAAAAAGUAAAAGAACCAAAGCCGAGGAAAAUAUUAACAACAAAGAUAAAUUCGACCUGAAUGAAGUAAAAGAAGAAAUCAACAAUAACACCUAUAAAUACCCUCUGACAUACUUACAGUUUCUAAAUUUCUUGGAAAGAGGGUAUAAAGCCACAAACUUAGCAGCUAUCGCUGAUGAAUUUAAAGUUGAACUCAGCAAAAUAUCAGUCAUGAUCAACCUAGUAUACCCACUCAUCUCUAGCCGAGGAACAAAAAAUCGACUGAGUAGAUUUAGGAAGAGAAUACAAAGACCCGAAGAAAUCAUCACUGACUCAGAGGACUCCCAGAGUUUUUCCGAAGAUAACAUGGUAAAUUAA
Molecule: messenger RNA, 1170 nt
Organism: Cotesia congregata
Lineage: Eukaryota; Metazoa; Arthropoda; Insecta; Hymenoptera; Braconidae
Source: the annotation of a GenBank genome assembly